This is a messenger RNA of Alternaria arbusti, 789 nucleotides long. RefSeq lists its product as uncharacterized. The record is from RefSeq and is a predicted model, not a curated record. The coding region runs from base 1 to 789 and encodes 262 amino acids. The transcript has a single exon. NCBI's taxonomy places the organism in Eukaryota, Fungi, Ascomycota, Dothideomycetes, Pleosporales, Pleosporaceae.
AUGGGUCUACCGGAGGAUAUUUUGUCAGAAUGGGUCCUGUCCAACGUCAAGAAGCUUGAUCGUACGCUUGUUGGAGAACCGGUCAACGGUACAAGAAAAAUCUCCGGUCAACUCUUGUCACCUCCGGAUACUGUGAUGGCAUCCAGCGCGUCAUCCUCCUCUGCCCAAGUUGCACAACCACAUCCUGACCUCGAGGUACCACUCAACUUGUAUUCCAUGCAGGCUUUUGAAUUUCUAGGAUUCACGCCAAGCGCUGCAGAGUCGCUCCUCGUUGUCUGGACCCGUGACGACGAAGCCGACCUCGAAGACGUGAUAAUCGAUCGCAUUACGUACUUCGGCGGUCAUGAUUCUGUUGACGAGCGGACCAUUAUGAGUAAGAUCGGAAUUUCCGCGGAAUUGCAAGAGAAGGUCAUGGACCCUGAGUAUGAAGACGUGAGAAGCACCCAGUCGUUGAGCUACUGGAUACUGGAGACUGUCUUCGAAAAUCUUUGGACUCUCAAGAAUUUGAGUGAACGACUCAACCGAAACCUGGCUGUUAUUCAGUCCGGUAAGACCCCGUUCGCUUGGUUACGUGGCGGCGCCCCUGAGGACAGGUCAAAGUACCACUUGACCCGAGUUGGUCAUACAACUCUCUUCCGGUCAACGUCAGCAGCACAACUCGAGAGAGUGUUCACGCAACGCUCGCUCAAACUCGAGCAGAAUUUCCAAUUCGGAAACCCAAAAGGGCGAGAAUGCGACUGGAGGAUAUGCACUGCUGUUUUGGGAUUUAGCGGGGCCAUUUCGCAUUGA